CCUCUUUACGCUCUAAACCCCUAAACCCCCCAAAUUUCUGAUCCUAUUUCCUAAUUCGUCUGUCUCUCCAAGCUCUUCGGCAUACGCAUCGAACUUUGCUGCUGCUCGUGACCUCGUCUCCUUGCCGCUGCUGUCGUUCCUCUCAGCUAAUAUUUUCUGGGUUUAAGGGGAGGUAGUGAAAUGGCCAGCUAUCUCUGGAGGAAGUAUUCGGACUAUUUGUACACAAAGUGGGAGAGAACCAUUCUCUGGGACAUGAUCGAGCCAUACAGAAGACCCAAAUCCUUCACUCCUUUGGUGACCAUUUACAUUGCAGCUUUCUACACUGGAGUCAUUGGGGCUGCUAUCACUGAGCAACGCUACAAGGAAAAAUACUGGGAAGAGCAUCCCGGGGAAGCUGUGCCUCUCAUGAAACCACAAUUUUAUGGCGGUCCAUGGAGGAUAAUGAGGGGAGAGGUUCCUCCAACUGGGUGAAAAUCUCUGAAGGCUUGUUUCGUACCUUUUUUCCUAUCUACCUCGUGUUCCUGCUGUUGUAUAAAAUUACUCAGUUUUGCUGUUUUCUAGGCACUGUUUAGAAGACUCUUUUCAUAGUAUAAUAUCAAUAUAAAGUUACUUAGGCGUUUAUUGGUUA
Messenger RNA from Neltuma alba, 628 nucleotides. RefSeq lists its product as uncharacterized. The transcript is spliced from 3 exons. Lineage: Eukaryota; Viridiplantae; Streptophyta; Magnoliopsida; Fabales; Fabaceae. The record is from RefSeq and is a predicted model, not a curated record. Bases 181 to 471 code for a protein of 96 amino acids.